GCCUCUGCUAGCUGAACGAGAACAUUCUAGAUUCACCUGCUUCGAACUGACUUUGAUGAGGCGUCGAACACCAAACCAGUGUCGAAAAUCAACCCUCCCACCGAGCCCUUAACAGUACGCCGAGGCGUACGCGUUGGUGGAAGUCUCCACCCACUGAGUGGAUGUGUAAAACCGCUGUUCAAAGUCGUCUUGUUAGAAAGUAGCUCCGGUGGCAGAGUGAAACACACAAGCACCGAAAAUGGCAGACAACAAUCAAAACUCUCAGAGACUGGGGCCUGUGCAAUUUUUAAUGAGCAACAAGCUGGAAACGGCCAUGUGGCUGUCCCGCCUCUUCACAGUCUACUGCUCCAUCAUGUUCAUACUACCAAUCUUGGGGCCCAACGCGGCGUCCAGCUUCUACCAGCGAGCGCUGCUGGCCAACGCGCUCACCAGCGCCUUGCGACUGCACCAGAGGCUUCCCAGGUUCCAGCUGAGCCGGGCAUUUGUGGCGCAGGCGCUGCAGGAGGACAGCUGCCACUACCUGCUCUACUCGCUUAUCCUGGUCAAUUCCUACCCUAUUACUAUGAGCAUUUUCCCAGUCUUCCUCUUCUCCUUGCUCCAUGCGACCACCUUCACCAAAAAGGUCCUAGAUUCGGUGGGCCCUGGCAGCCUGAUGUUCAUCAGGAACCUCCUGGACAAGAUGUCGACCAAUCAGCAGAACAUUCUCAAGUUCAUCGCCUGUAAUGAGAUCUUUUUGAUGCCCGCCACUGUCUUCAUGCUCUUCAGUGGCCAGGGAAGCUUGCUGCUGCCUUUCAUCUACUAUCGCUUCCUCAGCCUGCGCUAUACAUCCAGAAGAAACCCGUAUUGCCGCACCCUGUUCACUGAGCUGCGAAUCCUUCUAGAGCACUUCAUCAUGAAGCCUGCAUGCCCCGCCUUCUUCCGUAGAAUGUGCCUCAGCAGCAUCGCCUUUGUCAGUCGCUUGGCCCCCACCGGAGUCUGAAGUCCUUGCCAUCCCACUUACCUCCUACUCCUUUUUUGUGUUCGGCCGCCGCCGAGUACGUGACUUCCGUUUAGGAUGAGGACACACUGGCAGCAACAGCGGAGGACAUUUUGGUUUUAUCGUUGCAAUGACAACUUGACAGUGUGCUCCAGUUCCAGACUCAGCAAGUAAUGCACUGAAGAUUUUUUUUGUGGGGUCCUCGUCCUCUUCCUCAUGUCUCAUGAUGACCUCCACACACACACACUCUUUUGUUAUGCCAGAGCACAUCAGAUAUCUUAAUGUCAUCCCGCAACCUUAUUUAUUCACUGAUGUUCCGAUGAUGUUCUGACGAGAUCUUAUGUAACUACAAGUCGAAGCAUUGUCAGAAGGGGAAGGAGGCAAAGGUGAUGAUUUGUGUGUAAUGAAUAUUUAGUUUAUUUUGGUCUAUAUGCUCUUUAAAGGCCUAACCUCGCUACUUUUUGGAUGUACAAAUUUCACAUCUGCUGUGUUUUAUAGAAUAAGCAUAAACAAUGGGACAUAAUGCUGUUGGAUUACCUUUCCAAAUGUACUCCAUGAUGCAUGUCAUCAGUUAAGUGGAGGCUGCACCGCUUUUUAGGGCAUUGAUUCAAUUCCUUUUUAUUUUUAAUGCAUUUACUAUCUUCGUACUAAUUCUUUUCGCUUACACCUGUCCUGAUUUCUUUCUCCCAUGUUGACUGUGUCCAUUUGCCUAAAGACGAACCACGUUUUUAUCAUGAGAUGGGCACUUAACGAUUAUGAAAUAAAAUGUUCGAAGUAA
Hippocampus zosterae (dwarf seahorse) is the source of this 1754-nucleotide messenger RNA. RefSeq names its product transmembrane protein 33 (gene tmem33). The record is from RefSeq and is a predicted model, not a curated record. Gene Ontology annotation, cellular component: membrane; endoplasmic reticulum. Bases 239 to 979 code for a protein of 246 amino acids. The transcript is spliced from 8 exons. Lineage: Eukaryota; Metazoa; Chordata; Actinopteri; Syngnathiformes; Syngnathidae. Gene Ontology annotation, biological process: membrane organization; endoplasmic reticulum tubular network organization.